This is a messenger RNA of Gongylonema pulchrum, 192 nucleotides long. The record is from the annotation of a GenBank genome assembly. NCBI's taxonomy places the organism in Eukaryota, Metazoa, Nematoda, Chromadorea, Rhabditida, Gongylonematidae.
AUGGCCGCUGAUUUCGCGCAUAAUUUUACGGAUGGCCUGGCAAUCGGUGCAUCAUAUCUUGCCGGCACAACUGUUGGCGUUGUCACUAUGAUUACGGUGCUUGUGCACGAAGUGCCACAUGAGAUUGGUGAUUUCGCUAUACUUGUUCAGUCCGGGUUCUCCAAGAAUAAGACCAAAGCACCAUUACCUUAA